Messenger RNA from Pseudocercospora fijiensis CIRAD86, 582 nucleotides. RefSeq lists its product as uncharacterized. Gene Ontology annotation, molecular function: nucleic acid binding; 3'-5' exonuclease activity. Gene Ontology annotation, biological process: rRNA processing; ribosomal large subunit assembly. The transcript has a single exon. Gene Ontology annotation, cellular component: nucleus. The record is from RefSeq and is a predicted model, not a curated record. The annotation marks the transcript as partial. Lineage: Eukaryota; Fungi; Ascomycota; Dothideomycetes; Mycosphaerellales; Mycosphaerellaceae.
GACCACGACAUUGCGCCAGCAGACAUAUCAGCAGCAUACGGAGCAUCAGUCCCAACCAAGCGCGUCUCCGAAGACGACGACGUCAACGGAGGCCUACACCCCACGCGGAAAAUCGGAAAAUACAUAUCGCUAGAUUGCGAAAUGGUCGGCACCGGGCCCCCACCGCAUCUCGACAACAUCCUCGCCCGCGCCUCGCUCGUAAAUUUCCACGGCGAACAGAUCUACGACUCCUACGUGCAACCUCCCCCAAACACAAAAAUCCACGACUACCGCACCCACGUCUCCGGAAUAAAACCCCGCCACCUUCAACCCUCCUACGCGCGGACAUUCAACGAAGUACAGAAAUCUGUGGCCGAGAUUCUGGAAGGCAGGAUUUUGGUGGGACAUGCUUUGCGGAAUGAUUUGAAUGCUUUGAUGUUGAGUCAUCCGAAACGGGAUGUGAGGGAUACGAGUCGGUAUGGCAGGUUUAGGGUUGAGAGUCAGGGGAAAGCUCCUGCUUUAAAAAAAUUGGCCAGGACGGAGUUGGGGAUUGAGGUGCAGGUUGGUGAGCAUAGUAGUGUGGAGGAUGCGAGGACUGCGAUG